AUGAGGAUCCCAACAUUUCCUACUCUUGUCCGAACCUUCUAUACCAUCAGCAAUUAUACCAUUUCUCGCCUACCAGCAGUCCAAUACAAAGCCCUUCAACCCAUCACUCGAGGGACUGUCCUGAAAUCCAUGCCAACUAUCCCUUUCCUCUCAGCUUUCUUCGGUACAUCCAGCUCUCAAAAGAUGUCUUAUCCAGUUCAAAAAUCGGAGGACGAAUGGCAAGCUAUCCUCUCAAAAGGUAUUGCUACCCCCACCUCACCCUUUAACCCACCUAUCUCAACCCAUUUGAACCCAUCUAACAUUUUCCAAGAACAAUUCCGAGUCCUCCGUAACCAAGGCACCGAAGCCCCUUAUGUUGGCAAAUACGACAAACACAUGCCCGACUCUGGCGUUUACGCAUGUGCUGGCUGCGACGCCCCUCUAUACAAAGCCUCCCACAAGUUCAAAUCUUCAUGUGGAUGGCCCGCCUAUUUCGAUAACAUCCCUGGCGCAGUAACGAGACAUACGGACUCUACGCUGGGCAUGCAGAGAACCGAAAUCGUAUGUUCGAAUUGCGGAGGCCAUUUGGGACAUGUGUUUAAGGGGGAAGGCCUCCCAACGCCGACGGAUGAGAGGCACUGCGUCAAUAGUGUGAGCAUGAAGUUCGCACCGGGCGAUGAGGUCGUGGAUGAGGCGAAGAAGAAUGGAGAAAGCAAGGCUUGA
This is a messenger RNA of Sclerotinia borealis F-4128, 702 nucleotides long. The record is from the annotation of a GenBank genome assembly. Lineage: Eukaryota; Fungi; Ascomycota; Leotiomycetes; Helotiales; Sclerotiniaceae.